Molecule: messenger RNA, 3153 nt
Organism: Alligator sinensis (Chinese alligator)
Lineage: Eukaryota; Metazoa; Chordata; Crocodylia; Alligatoridae
Gene: LGI1
Product: leucine rich glioma inactivated 1
Exons: 10
Coding region: 937-2568 (543 amino acids)
Molecular function (GO): protein binding
Source: RefSeq, a predicted model, not a curated record
GCCAGGCUACAGUAGCCACCUAGCAGUAGUGGGAGUGGAGCAGAACACAAACGGAAUACAGUGAAAUUCAGAUCUCGCAAUCACUGACUGCUUAGGAAGCUCCGUCAGUUUUAAGAAACAUUUUCUAGAAAAACAAGCAGCAUAUUACUUGCCCACUGGUAUAUAUGGUUCUGCAUUUGAUCAGCUGCUUCCAUUUAUAAAUACCACACUGAAAACAAAUUAGAGGCAAGAGGAGCCAGCAGCAUAAUGCAAGCUUAUCCCUGCCCAUUCUGAAACAUGUCUGCCAGCCUGCACUGCCAUUGCACAGCAAGGUGAAGAUUUUUCAAAGUACUGAAAACAAUGCCUACAUGAUCUGAGAGAGCUCUGAUAAAACAUUUCAUAACUCUUCAGUUUAUUCUUACAAACCUCAUGGAAAACAAGGAAACAAAUUAGGACUUUGUUGUCUAAUCAGAACCUGAAUCGUAAAGAAAAACAUAGUAUUAAGGACCUAGAAGGAGAUCAGGCGCUCUGAUGGAGACGCAGCAGGCAACUGCAUGUUCUGUUGAGCCAGAAAACUAACAAUGAUUGCAGUGGUAAUGGAUAAGCCAAAUACGACAAUCAACGAAGCAAUUAAAGCAGCUUUGGGUCACUACACACUGAAUUGAACCCUACUUCAAAAACAGCUGUUGAUACUGAAGCCGGUUGGAUUUUCCCCAUCUUACAGCACCUCGCAGGUCCCUUCUCUGAGCAGUACAUUGCCUGAGUGAGUAGAAACACACAGAUCAGCUGCAGGUUUCUAUCUACAGAAACAGAGUGAAAGAAAAAAAAAGGGUUGGAGAAGGAGAGACAAAUAUUGACUUGGCCUUAUAAAAAAGACAUCCAACGGCUGAAUAAAGAAACCCUGUUCAUGUUUUGGGAUAUUCUUUCAACUGGCUGGAACAAGAGUGGAUCAAAAGAAUGGGAAAUGCCAGCAGACCCUUUGGAAGAAUUGCUUAUUUCCUAUGCCUUUUAUCUGUGCUUUUGCUGACUGAAGGGAAGAAACCAGUGAAGCCAAAAUGUCCUGCCUGGUGUACUUGUACCAAAGAUAAUGCUGUAUGUGAAAAUGCCAGAUCUAUUCCACGCAGCGUUCCGCCUGAUGUUAUCUCAGUAUCCUUUGUGAGAUCUGCUUUUACUAAAAUCCCAGAAGGGAGUUUUUUGUUCACACCGUCUCUGCAUCUUCUGUUGUUUACAUCAAAUUCUUUUGAUGUUAUCAGUGAUGAUGCUUUCAUGGGCCUUCCUCAUCUAGAAUAUUUAUUUAUUGAGAACAACAGCAUUAAGUCAAUUUCAAGAAAUACUUUCCGAGGACUGAAAUCUUUAAUUCACCUGAGCCUUGCAAACAAUAAUCUCCAAACACUUCCAAAAGACAUCUUUAAAGGCCUGGAUUCUUUAACAAUUGUGGAUCUUAGAGGGAAUGCAUUUAAUUGUGACUGCAAACUAAAAUGGUUAGUGGAAUGGCUGGGCAGCACUAAUGCAACAGUAGAAGAUAUUUACUGCGAAAGUCCACCAGAAUAUAAGAAGCGUAAAAUCAAUAGCCUUUCUCCAAAGGAAUUUGAUUGUAUUAUUACAGAAUUUGCUGUUUAUCAGUCCCUCCCAUAUCAGUCUCUGUCAGUAGAUACUUUCUCAUAUAUGAAUGAUGAGUAUGUGGUUGUUGCCCAACCUUUUACUGGAAAAUGCAUCUUUCUUGAAUGGGACCAUGUAGAGGGGACGUUCAGGAAUUAUGACAACAUUACAGGUACUUCAACUGUGGUGUGUAAGCCCAUAGUUAUUGAGAGCCACCUAUAUGUCAUUGUUGCCCAACUUUUUGGAGGCUCCCAUAUCUAUAAGAGAGAUAUUUUUGCUAAUAAGUUUAUAAAAAUUCAAGAUAUUGAAAUUCUUAAAAUCCGAAAACCCAAUGACAUAGAAACGUUCAGGAUUUCAGAAGACUGUUUUUUUGUUGUAGCAGACAGUUCAAAAGCUGGGUUUACCACAGUUUACAAAUGGAAUGGAAAUGGAUUCUACUCUCAUCAGUCUCUGCAUGCAUGGUAUAGAGAUACUGAUGUGGAGUAUCUUGAAAUAGCUGGCAAACCUCAUUUAAUUCUAUCAAGUAGCUCCCAACGACCUGUCAUAUAUCAAUGGAACAAAGGAACAAAUGAAUUUGUUAAGCGUUUUGAUAUCCAAGACAUGGAAGAUGUGUAUGCAGUAAAACACUUCACGGUGAAAGAGGAUGUAUACAUUUGUUUAACUCGAUUUAUUGGUGAUUCUAAAGUAAUGAAGUGGGGAGGUUCCACAUUUCUGGAUUUACAAAGAAUGCCAUCCCGAGGAUCAAUGGUAUUCCAGCCUCUUCAAAUAAACAAUUAUCAGUAUGCCAUUCUUGGAAGUGAUUAUUCUUUUACUCAAGUCUAUUAUUGGGAUGCUGAAAAAGCAAAAUUUGUGAAGUUUCAAGAAUUAAACAUACAGGCACCAAGAUCUUUCAUACAUGUUUCCAUUGAUAAGCGAGAUUUUCUCUUUGCUUCAAGUUUUAAGGGAACUACACUGAUUUAUAAACAUGUCAUAGUUGACUUAAGCGCAUGACAUCCAUAAUUCUGAGAUUACAUCAGACUUUCUACCAUAAGUGGACAAAAUGAACUAAAUGCAUGACGAUUCUCUUUAUCCUGCUUCCAGAUGAAUGCCUUUAAAAGUUGAGAUUGCUAGAACAAAGUAUUACUAGUAUCUUCAUCUUUAAUUGUCAAGUCUAGUGGUGUUGGAAGUUGCAUUUUUUAACAAAAAUAAAUUAAAUGAUUAACUGUUCUUUGCAUCCACAGUAUGUAAAUAUGUGUGCAACUGCAUCUGUUGCUAUGGAAAAAAAUACUAAGAUGUAAUUUUCCAUUUAUUUAUUCACCUGUUUGAAAACAACUGCCAAAUAAAAUGUUUACAUUUUCUGUCUUUCACAUUCCAAAUAUGAUUAUUUGCAGGUGAUACGUUUCAUUUGUGUAUAUAUUAUACACACACAAAAUAAACACAAGCCAUGUAUUGUCCACGGCAGUGUUUUGGUUAAAUGUUUCUCUUACUAUUAUAAACCACAGCAGCAACGCGUGAGUGGUUUAUACAUACAAUCAGAACUUCAUGAUUAAAAUCCACCAUCACACCCUGAUCCUAGAAAUAUUCCUAGGUGGACUG